GCGCCUGCUGAGAGCUGCGGGCCGCCUGCUGGCCGCCCAGUGCCGCGGGCAUGGCCAACAGGACCAACGCGUCUGCUCCGUCCAGUGGCUAUGAAUACUACUUAGACUACCUGGACCUCAUUCCCGUGGAUGAGAAGAGGCUGAGAGCCAACAAACAUUCCAUCGUCAUCGCCUUUUGGGUGAGCCUGGCUGCCUUCGUGGUGCUCCUCUUCCUCAUCCUGCUCUUCAUGUCCUGGUCAGGCUCCCUGCCCGUGAGGACCAGUCUGCAGUCCCGCCACGCAUGCCCGUGGAGCUUCAGCCUCCACCUCCCCUCCUGGUUGCGGAAGGCCCGCCAAGGGCAGGGUGGGGGAGCCAGGGAGCAGAGCUGGAGCUGACGGAGACUGUAGCGAAGCCACUGGACCCUCUCCUGCCAUCACCACCACCACCACCACCACCACCAC
Messenger RNA from Ochotona princeps (American pika), 440 nucleotides. RefSeq names its product melanocortin 2 receptor accessory protein (gene MRAP). Gene Ontology annotation, biological process: regulation of adenylate cyclase-activating G protein-coupled receptor signaling pathway; protein localization to plasma membrane. Gene Ontology annotation, cellular component: endoplasmic reticulum; plasma membrane. Lineage: Eukaryota; Metazoa; Chordata; Mammalia; Lagomorpha; Ochotonidae. The coding region runs from base 51 to 374 and encodes 107 amino acids. Gene Ontology annotation, molecular function: corticotropin hormone receptor binding; type 5 melanocortin receptor binding; type 3 melanocortin receptor binding. The transcript has 3 exons. The record is from RefSeq and is a predicted model, not a curated record.